AAUCACAGCCACAUUCAUUAUUCCCGAUUCCCCAAACCCGGCCACACUUCACGCGCUAUUUACGUAAGGAGCAGUAUCCCCAUAUAUAUACACCGGGGUCAGCAUCCCGUUGACGACAUGGCCACGCGCCAGCGCCACCUCUUAAUCAAGAACCUCCUCUCCCGUUACACCCUGCGCCGCCUGAACUCAGCUCCGUCAUCCAUCUCCGCCGCCGCCUCCCCGCCGUCUGACAUCUCCCGGAAACCCGAUCCCGUCCAGAUCCUCGACUUGGACGACGUCAGGGAGAUCUUCUCCUCCGUGCCGACCCUGAAAUUGGUGAAAUCCUCCGCGACGCUGCACAUGGCGGCGGUGGAGCCGCUGGUGGACGUGGGGAAUUGGGUGAUGAAUUCGAGAGCGAUGGAAGUUCCGGUGGUGCGGGAAAGCAUCCUCGGGGUCGUCAGGCAUUUGUUCUACGACCAUUUCUGUGGGGGUAGGGAUUUGGUCGAAGUGGGUCGGACCGUUUCCAGGUUGUCUGACUCCGGUCUAAAGGCCAUGUUGGAUUACGGUCUGGAGCAUGCGACGGAUAACAAGUCGUGUGAUCUCAGCUUGAAAGUCAUUCUUGACACUGCUGAUUCGGUCAACUCCCACCCCUCUUCUUCUGUAAGUUUCAUAGUGGUGAAGAUAACUGCAAUUUGUCCCCCAAGGUUAAUUAAAAGAGUGAGUGAUUUGCUGAGGUGGGAAUAUAAGAACCCAUCUUUCCAUCUCCCAUGGAAGCAAAAAGCACUUCCAAUUUUCUCGGAGUCCAGCCCACUCUAUCACACAACAAGGGAGCCAGAGCAGUUGAGCCAGGAGGAAGAGCAUGAUCUUGAACUGGGGCAUCAGAGGCUGCAGAGGAUUUGUGAAAAAUGCUUGGAGGUUGGUGUCCCAGUGUUGAUAGAUGCAGAGGACACAAUGUUGCAGCCUGCCAUUGAUUAUCUGGCUUACACUGCAGCCGUUUCGUAUUAUAAGGGCAACGAGCCUCUGGUUUUCGGAACGGUUCAGGCCUAUCUGAAAGACGCAAAGGACAGGCUGGUGGGUACAAAGAAGGCUGCCGAGAAAAUGGGGAUUCCUAUGGGGUUCAAACUGGUGAGAGGAGCUUACUUGUCAAGUGAAAGACGACUGGCUUCUUCUCUAGGUGUUGAGUCUCCAAUCCACAACAACAUUCACCAAACCCAUGCCUGUUUUGAUGAUUGUGCGUCUUUCAUGCUUGACGAAAUUGCGAAUGGCUCUGGAGCAGUUGUUCUGGCCACCCAUAAUGUUGAAUCAGGGAAACUAGCUGCAACGAAGGUAACAGAUUUGGGAAUCAGAAAGGAUAGCCCAAAGAUCCAGUUUGGUCAGCUGUAUGGAAUGUCAGAUGCACUUUCAUUUAGCUUAAGAAAUGCAGGUUUUCAAGUUAGCAAGUACUUGCCUUUCGGUCCCGUGGACGAAAUAAUGCCAUAUCUUCUGAGAAGGGGAGAAGAAAACAGAGGCAUGUUAUCUGCUUCAUCCCUUGACAGACAACUCAUGAGGAAAGAGAUAAAGAGAAGAUUACUAUCAACUAUUUUUUAGCCCCAAGAUGAAGAAAAUUUGAAGAUGUGUUUCCGCAAUGAUGAUCAAGAUCCCAUAAAUCCUUUCAUCACUACAUUGCAAAAAAUGUGAUUCAGACAAAAAAAAUGCAUUAUUGCAAAGUGCAAACCAACUGUACCAUGUUAUGUAAUGGUCAAAUCCUUGUGCAGUUAUGGAUCACAUAGAAGAUUAAAUUAUUCAAAAAAGA
This is a messenger RNA of Cuscuta campestris, 1771 nucleotides long. The record is from the annotation of a GenBank genome assembly. Lineage: Eukaryota; Viridiplantae; Streptophyta; Magnoliopsida; Solanales; Convolvulaceae.